AUGAAAAGUGAAGCAAUUUUAAACUAUUCUUCCGCCAGUAACUUUCUAACUUGCUAUCGAGAACAAGGGAUCGAGCACCUCACGAGUAGAAUCGAAUCUUCGAUCGUUGAACUCAAUCAUUGAAACGUUCAUAUUUUCAAUGACACUUGAAUCUAAAGCAAGAUAAUUUCGAAUGUUUCAUAAGUAAUUAUAUUUUUAAGUAGACUUGAACAUUGAAUUUUUAAAGCAGAAUUUCCUACAAGCAUCUGUCAGCAUCUAUUACGUUUUUGACCAAACAAAGCAUUGUCCUGUAACUCUUAUUUAUCUUUAUUGCCAGAAUUCCCUCUAAUUAUACUGAAAUAUUGCAAUUGAAAUUAAUGAAUUGUUGCAAAUAUGGAUUCGUAAAUACAUAGUGGACUCGAUCCCUGCUGAAUGCAAUAAAUUCACGUUUCGUGUCGCUUGUAGGACGAAAAAACUGAUAAGAAACGCGAUUUUAAGCAACAAGUUCCUCGAAGAUCUCGACGAGUCGCGAAUAGAGAAACUCAUUUCGGUGAUGUAUCCACAAGAAGUAAGAGUCAACACGCGGAUCAUUCACGAAGUCAACAACGAAAUAUAAACUCUGGUCGUUGUCCAUUGGGACCAGGAUCCCAUUUGUACGUUUCGGAAGAGGGAACCUUCGAAAUUUACGUAGGCAACACGUAUUACGGAAGCUUUGGCCCUGGCGUCGCCUUUGGAGAACUGGCCUUGUUGUACAACACCAAGAGACAGAGUUCAAUCCAUGCAAGUACAAAUGGGAAAUUAUGGGUGUUGGAGAGAUGCGCGUUUCAAGCGAUAAUGUUGAAAAGCAACGAAGAAUCGUUGGAGCAGAAUUUAAAAAUUCUCCGCCAGAUUGAUAUCUUCAGAGAACUACCGGAGGAGAUUCUUCUGAAAAUAUGCGAUCUUAUAAUGGUGGAAUUUUAUCCAGCAAACACGUACGUGGUUCGAGAAGAAGAAAGGGGGGAUAAGUUCUACAUUAUAAACGGUGGAAGCGUGAGAAUCACGAGGAAUAGAUCAAGCGGCAUGGAAGAGGAGCUAAUGAUCCUUGAAAAGGGUGACUAUUUCGGUGAAAAGGCACUGUACUCCGAGGAGUUUCGUCGACAAGCGAAUGCCAUCGCAAUGGCUCCUGGACUGGAAUGUUACACUAUUGAAAAAAAAGCGUUCCUAGAUUAUCUCGGUGAAUUGGAUUCGAUCAAAAAUAAAAAUUGGUCAGCAUAUCAAAGUGUAAUCGAAACGGAUGAAUGGGAUGACGAGUUUAAAAAGAUAACUCUGCCUGAUAUUGAAUCUGAAGGAAUACUCGGAACUGGGGGUUACGGCAGAGUGGAGCUGGUUGUUGUCAAGUCGAUCGCUAAUAUUAGUUUUGCCAGGAAAAAGGUGGAGAAGCAUAUGAUCACGCAGGGUGGCUUUCAGAAAAUGAUUUACAAUGAGAAGAAUAAUUUGAAACUGUGUGAUUCACCAUUUACCUGCAAACAAAAGAUACCUAUAUUUCCUGUUGGAAGCGUGUUUAGGAGGAGAUUUAAGAACAGCCUUAUAUAGACAUGGUCGAUUCAAUAAUUCAACAACUCGAUUCGUAAUCGCUUGUGUCAUAGAAGGUCUUCGACAUCUCCAUUCACUGGGCAUCAUUUACAGAGAUCUAAAACCUGAGAACAUCACUGAUUUUGGCUCCAGUAAAAAGAUUGGUCCUUACAAGACGAAGACUUUUAUGGGUACACCAGAAUAUUUGGCUCCAGAAAUCAUUCAAAGUAAACUUUACGAUCAAGCUGUCGACUAUUGGGCUCUUGGGAUUCUUACGUACGAAAUGUUAACAAAUCGAACGCCUUUUCAAGAUGUAAAUGAUAUCGAAGUGUAUAAAAAUAUUCUUCGUGGCUUUAAAGACGUGGUUAUACCAUCCAUCAUUAAAAGCGCGGCGAAGAGUUUCAUCAAAUCUCUAUUACAAGAUGAUCCAUAUAAAAGACUCGGUUGUUUACGAUACGGUGUUGCCGAUAUUCAUAAUCACAAGUAUUUAUUAUUAAUCUAUUAUUAUUAUAUUUAUUAUAUCUUUAUUAUUAUUAUCUUCAUUAUUAUUAUAUUUAUUAUAUAAGAUAUAUUUAUUAUAUCUUUAUUGUUAAUCUAUCGAAUGUAUUAUUAAUACAAAAAAAAAUUUAUAGAAUAUUUAUUAAUGUAUAAUUUAAAUCCUGAUGAACUACAUAUUUUAAAUUAAUUUCAGGUGGUUCCAUCACUUUAACUGGCAAGAAUUACAAAAUCAAACAAUGCUUUCCCCUAUUGUCCCAACGGUAUAUAAAAAAAAUGAUCAGAAUAUUAUAUUAUUUUUGAAAUAAUUAACCUUUAAUUACCGAUUCAUUUACAGGUGAAAAAUCAUCUUGAUUUAAGGAAUUUCGAUAAAUAUCCUCCAAACUAUAAAGCUGUACCAGCUGAUUUUUCCGACUGGGACACAAAUUUCUAA
Messenger RNA from Heterotrigona itama, 2458 nucleotides. The record is from the annotation of a GenBank genome assembly. NCBI's taxonomy places the organism in Eukaryota, Metazoa, Arthropoda, Insecta, Hymenoptera, Apidae.